Vicia villosa (hairy vetch) is the source of this 1151-nucleotide messenger RNA. Its product is annotated as WUSCHEL-related homeobox 11. NCBI's taxonomy places the organism in Eukaryota, Viridiplantae, Streptophyta, Magnoliopsida, Fabales, Fabaceae. The transcript has 3 exons. Gene Ontology annotation, molecular function: DNA binding; DNA-binding transcription factor activity. The record is from RefSeq and is a predicted model, not a curated record. Gene Ontology annotation, biological process: adventitious root development. Bases 107 to 964 code for a protein of 285 amino acids.
UAUAUAUAAAAAAAUUAUUUAACCUACCUAGGUUUCAUCAUAUUUUCAUAGAGAGAAAAAAAAAAACAUUUAUUUUCUUAAUUUUCUUUUCUUCUUCCACAUUGGAAUGGAAGAUCAACAACAAAAACAACAUGUUCAGACUCAAAGUUCCAACACCAAUAAUCCAAACAACACUGAAAAGAGUGAAACUGUGAGAUCAAGAUGGACACCAAAGCCUGAGCAAAUCCUCAUACUUGAAUCCAUUUUCAAUAGUGGAAUGGUGAAUCCACCAAAAGAUGAAACUGUUAGAAUAAGAAAACUUCUUGAGAAAUUUGGACCUGUUGGUGAUGCUAAUGUUUUCUAUUGGUUUCAAAAUCGUCGCUCCCGCUCUCGUCGUCGUCAGAGACAGAUGCAAGCCGCAGCCGAGCUAGCCGGAGGAGGCGGUGCAAAUCUUUACCACCAAUACCAGUGCAAUACCAACAGUAACUCUAUGUCUGUUGGUACUGCUAUUGGUUUUGGUGGUUCAUCUGGUCUCACUAUGAUGAACCCUCCUUCUGGUUCUUCUUAUAAUAAUAAUUUUUCGAGUUCAUCUUCGGUGUCUGGUGUUGGUGUCGGUGUCGGUGGUGCAGAAGAAGGGUUUCCUGGUUUAUUUUUAGGUUCUUCUCAAAUUAAUUUUCCUGAGAUUGAUCAUACUUCUGCUGCUUCUUCAGUUUUGAACCCUUCUCAUGAUCAUGCUUUAAAUUUGAACUAUCAUCAUUCAGGAUUUGGGGGGAGUGAUGUUUCAGGUUUGAUCACAGUGUAUAUCAAUGGAGUUGCAACAGAAGUAGCAAGAGGUGCAAUUGACAUGAAAACAGUGUUUGGUGAAGAUGUUAUGUUAAUUCAUUCCUCUGGAGUUUCAGUUCCAACCAAUGAAUUUGGCAUCUUGAUGCAGAGCUUGCAGCAUGGUGAAAGCUAUUUUCUGGUUUCAAAGCAAACACAAGCAUGAAGAAAUGAACAAGUAGCACAACAAUGGAAAAAUGGAGGCAUUGGUUAAUAAUAUGUUUCUUUUAUAUAUUACUUUAUCUUUUUUGUCCUCAUUCUCUUAUAUUUUGAAAUGUGGUUCAAAUAUAUGAGACCUUCUAUAUAUGUGAUUACAGAAAUCUGUAUCUAUAUCUAUUUGACAAUUAUAUUAU